AAUGGUCUGAAAGGAGUGACUCGGUGACUGCGGCGACUGUCCGCUCUCUGAACCAUGGGGGACAUUGCGGGCUUUCUGCUGGGCUUUCUGCUGUGCUGCUGCUGAGAGGCUCGGGGACAAUGGCGGAGAGGCUGGAGUGGGUGGAGAUCAUCGAGCCCCGCACUCGGGAGCGGAUGUAUGCUAACCUUCUGACGGGUGAGUGCGUGUGGGACCCUCCUCAGGGGGUCCGCAUCAAGCGCACUGGGGACAACCAAUGGUGGGAGCUGUUCGACCCAAACACGUCCCGCUUCUACUACUACAACGCCUCCAGCCAGCGCACUGUGUGGCACCGGCCGCAGGCCUGUGACAUCAUCCCCCUAGCCAAGCUACAGACCCUCAAGCAGCACACGGAUGCCUCCAGCCUCCCUCAGCCCGGAGACCAGCCCGGAGAGCAGCCGUCUGCCCACAACAGCCCAGGGAGGAACAGCGCCGUGAGCCAGGAGGGCAGCACCUCCUCCUCUGUAGACCAGGAGGGCUCUGACAAGCAAAGCUCCAGAGACGGGCCCGAAAAAGUUUCUCCUUUCAGGUGGAACACUGGCACAAAGGAGCGCAUGCUGAUCAAAGUGACAGACCGUGAGCCCAGCUUCUUGGCCCACCAGGACAAUGGCUACUCCUCCAGUGAACCCCCAUCCUCUGGAGCCCCAGGCCGGACACGUCGUUCCUCAGGGGGGAACUCCUCUGAGGCUGAUGGAUCCAUGGUCAUCUACUCGGACCGCCGCCAAUCUCCAUUUCUGAAGCGGGCAGAGCUGGGUGGGACUGGCACCAACCGCCGCUCCUCUGCAGACUCCCAGCCACCCUCUCCCCGCUAUGGCUAUGAGCCUCCUCUGUACGAAGAGCCACCCUCUGAGUACCAGCCCCCACCGAUCUAUGAGGAGCCUCCCUCAGACAUGCAGCUGUCUGACUCCUCCUCCCUGUACGGCUCCAAGUCCCCUGCCCGCAAAAGCCCCGUGCCCCUGUACCACUCCCCAAAGCAGUCCCCCUACGGUCAGCUGGUCCUGACCCGGCAGAAGUGUCCGGAGAAGGCCCAGAGUCUGGAGUACAGCCCCGUGGGGAAGGAGUACGUCAAACAGCUGGUGUACGUAGAACAGUCCACAUCCAGCCCGCGCUUUCGCACUGCAGACCGCCUACUCCGCUACGGCACGUCCGGAGGUUAUGGAGGCUCUUAUGGGGGCUCUUAUGGGGGCUCCUAUGGAGGCUCCUUCACUCUGCAGCACAGCCAGUCUUUGAUCAGGGAUCCGCGCCCGCUCCUGGACUACAGCGGGGAGGCCGGGGAUGCUCAGAAGCUCCUGUAUGAGGACUCCAUCUCAUGGUCCUCCAGCCAAACACACACCUUGUCCUCCUCUACCAUCGGCCCCGGGCCCUUUUCUCCAGGUGGGAACCGCAAACGCAAGAGUCGCAAGCCCUCCCUGCCCCAGGAGCUGGCACGCUGCGGCACAGAGGGAGAGGGGGCGUCUCCAUCAGAGGCCAUGCUGGCACAGGCUCGCCUUGCCUGGGAAGCUCAACAGGUGAUGAAGCAGAGGAGCAGCUGGGACUCAGGCCAGGCGGGGGGCUCUAAGGAUGGCUAUGAGAGUGACGGUGCUGUGCCUCUGCCCCUGCCUGGGCCUGUGGUCAGAGCCUUCAGUGAGGAUGAGGGCCUGGCUCAGACUGAACAGCACUGGAAGCGGAGCACCUUCGACCGGCUGGGCUUUCCCCAGGCUCUGCUAGAGAAGAGCCUCUCUGUCCAGACCAACCUGGCCUCUCCAGAGCCCUACCUCCAUCCAUCCCAGUCUGAAGACCUCGGAGCCUGUGCCCAGUUUGAGGCCAGUCGGAAUGCCAGGAACAUGAUGCCCAGUGCCAGCUGUGGGGUCUUUCCAGAGUUCUCUCUCAGAAAACCCUCCUCAGAGACAGACAUUGAGAACUGGGCCUCUAAGCACUUCAACAAACACACACAGGGUCUGUUCCGGAGGAAAGUGUCCAUAGCCAACAUGCUGGCCUGGAGCAGUGAGCCUAUCAAGAAGCCCAUGAUCGUGACAUCGGACCGCACUGUGAAGAAGGAGGCCGUGGAGAUCUUCAAACUCAUCCAGACCUUCAUGGGAGACCGGCGCUGCAAGGCCGACCCCCUCAGUGUGGCUCUGGAGGUGGUGGUGCGUGGCUGGAGUAACCAGGGUCUACGGGACGAGCUGUACAUCCAGCUGUGUCGUCAGACCACAGAGAACUUCCGCUAUGACAGCCUGGAGCGUGGCUGGGAGCUUAUGGCCAUCUGCCUGGCCUUCUUCCCCCCCACACCCCGCUUCCACAACUAUCUGGAGGGCUACAUCCAGAGGCACAUGGACCCGCUUAACGACAACAAGGGAGUGGCCAUUAGCAGCUAUGCCAAAUAUUGCUACAGGAAGCUGACCAAGGCUGCUCUGACUGGAGCCAAGAAGGGUCUCCAGAAGCCCUGUCUGGAUGAAAUCAGGCACGCUCAGAAGGCCAUUUUCAGCCCUUCCAUGUUCGGUUCGUCUCUGGAGGAAGUCAUGGCCCUACAGAAGGAGCGAUACCCUGAUCAUCAGCUCCCCUGGGUGCAGACCCGACUCUCAGAGGAGGUCCUGGGGCUCAACGGAGAUCAGACUGAGGGUAUCUUCAGAGUUCCUGGGGACAUCGAUGAGGUGAACGCUCUAAAGCUGCAAGUGGACCAAUGGAAGAUCCCCACAGGCCUGGAGGACCCUCACAUCCCAGCAUCUCUGCUGAAGCUGUGGUACCGCGAGCUGGAGGAGCCACUCAUCCCUCACGAGUUCUACGACGAGUGCAUCCGUCACUAUGACAACCCCGAAGCCGCAGUCACCGUGGUACUGGGCCUGCCACACAUCAACAAGCUGGUGCUGUGCUACCUCAUCCGCUUCCUCCAGGUGUUUGCGCAGCCUGCCAAUGUAACCAUCACCAAGAUGGACGUGAACAACCUGGCUAUGGUCAUGGCUCCCAAUUGUCUGCGCUGCCAGUCUGACGACCCCCGCAUCAUCUUUGAGAACACCCGCAAGGAGAUGUCCUUCAUCCGCCUGCUCAUCCAGCGGCUGGACACCAGUUUUAUGGAUGGCAUUCUAUAGCGCUCUCGCCCUCUCUGUCCCUCCCUGGUCCACGUUUGGACCUCUCUCUAGCCCCUUUGAUCCUCUCUCUAGCUUCUUUUGUCCUCUCCACCCCUUUUUAGUCAUCUAUCCAGCCCUUUUUGGUCCUCUUCACUGCCUUUUUGUCCUCACUCCGGCCCCUUUGGUCCUCCUGGUCCUCCCCACAGACCCUUUGGUCCUCCUGGUUCUCUCCACAGUCCUUUUGGCCUUCUCUCCGGCCCCUUUGGUCCUCCUGGUCCCUGAGCUUCCUUCUACAGCCUCUGCCUCAGCUCAGACUCUGCCUGUGUGCACUUCCACGCAGUAAAUGGAUGCAUUCUGUCAGUCUCUCACAGUGCGUUUCUGUCCUUUUCUGUCUAAUACUGAUACAAGCAGGGACACGAUGUCACCCUUAGUCGCUCACACUUCGUCACCUAUGGCUUUUGUACAAGGGUACACACGAUCAGGGCUCCUCCCACAUGCACACUGAAAAGGAUCGUGUCAGUUUUUUAUUACGAUGUGCUUGAUUGAACAGCUAAUUUAUAAAACCCUUUUACAGACAUGCCCCCUCCACCAACAUCACACACAAGUUCUGUUCACUGCCAGCACUUACUGUCCAGGAUGGGCACCACAAUGACAGCUGAGGAUCUCUUACCUGCUCUUACGUUGUUCAUGUUUAGUGCCUGCGCAGAGUGCGUGCAGGUCAAACCCCCUCCCUGAACACACGAACACACGAACACACGAACACACGAACACACGAACACACGAACACACGAACACACGAACACACGAACACACGAACACACGAACACACGAACACACGAACACACGAACACACGAACACACGAACAAGACUGAAUGUCCAAUGAAGCCGUCCCUUUUCACUCUUAACAUACGGCCCCCAGUCUUUGAUACCUUUGGUAAGCGGCACUCGUUGCUCUUUGGAAGUAUUCUUUUUAUGAGACUUUAUUUAUUAUUAAUAUUUAUUUCCUGUCAGUAAUGCCUUGUUGAGAUAUGUAUCGUAGUGUGCGUUUUUACAGCACAUAUAUUGUGUACAAAGGCAUGGAUGAGUGCGUGCCUGAGUCUACUGAAAAUAAAUGGUUGAAUGUGUUAUUGGUGCAAUGAUGGUACACUAACAUGGACAGAGGACGAAGGGCCCUCCUAGAAGCCCUCAGCUCAUCCGUGGAAAGCCCCUGUGUGGGGCUGUGGUUCCUGGGAGCAUGUGUCUUGUACUGUUUCUGUGACUCGUUAAAAUUACUGUGAACGGUGCAUCUAACACCCUUUAUCACCACACGUGUCCCUCACAGCUCUGCCUUCGCUCUCUGACUUUUGAAGAAGAUACCCACAGGUCUUCGAGCCGCCCGGGACUCUCGUGGGUGGACAUUUUCUGCUUUGUUUUCUAUCGUGAUGUUGUGGCGUGUAAACCAACCUGUCCUUGGAACUGUCUCCGGGCUUCAAGAGCCUGGCGACCAUUAAGUCUAUUCGGAAAUGUGAGAAAGGAAUCCUGUUUAUAAUGUCACUUUCCAUGUAUGCCAUAGAAGCAAAUGUUGAUACUGCCAUCGCAUUUUUACACGUGGUCAUGCAGCUCAUAUACUUUGUAUGCUAUAGGUCCUGGGGUCUCAUUUAUGAAGCGUGCGUACGUACAGAAAUGUUAUGUAUGUGAUUUUUAUUGUCUUAAACAUGAAAAACAGAACUAAUUCAUUCUAAAUGGUUUGCAGUGGUCCAAAGUUAUUCCUCACUUACUUUAUGCAUUCUGAGCACCCCAAGUAUUCACCGUGAUGAGUUUUCAGAGACCAGACAGUAAGGCUAACAACAACCAGCAUGCUAACUGAGCACAUCCUGAUUAAUGGACAAUAAAACGCUUUAUAAUUAAUAUGCAGACAGGACACAUUUUGACCUUAAUAGCUGUGCAAAUAUGUGGAAAAUAAAUCUGGUAUAGGCCCUUUAAGUUUAAAAAAUGUAUAAAAUAAAAAUAAAAACACUACUUAGAAAUGUGCUGUCCAGUGCUCAGAAAAACUAGAUUCUCCCUUGUGCAAGUUUGAGGACGUUUGUGUUUUGACAGUACACAACCUUUAGUAAAAGUUUUAUAAAUGAGACUUCAGAUGUGUCUAGAGCUUGUCGGGUGUUCCAUAAAAGUAAUUGAGCACAAAGUGAACACACAUUUCGGCACUAAAAAUGGAAAUUUAAAACACUAGUGUUUGGUGCCUCUUAAGUGUCCAGGUAAUGACUUCUUGUAGAAUACAAG
Periophthalmus magnuspinnatus is the source of this 5340-nucleotide messenger RNA. RefSeq names its product Rho GTPase activating protein 39 (gene arhgap39). The record is from RefSeq and is a predicted model, not a curated record. Lineage: Eukaryota; Metazoa; Chordata; Actinopteri; Gobiiformes; Gobiidae. Gene Ontology annotation, molecular function: GTPase activator activity; protein binding. Bases 120 to 3101 code for a protein of 993 amino acids. The transcript has 11 exons. Gene Ontology annotation, biological process: signal transduction. Gene Ontology annotation, cellular component: cytoskeleton; cytoplasm.